CCCUCUAGCUCUCUGCCGUACUGCCAAGACGUUUAGGCGGAGAGGCAGCUUCUCUAGUUUUGCGAUGCAUCCGCAACUGCUCUGAACUUCAACAGUAGAGAUCGAAUUCUAAAUGUAACAUCCUCUUGCCUAGCGAAGCCUCCUCAUCAGAAAAACUUUCCCAGGUGUGAAACGGUACCUAAAGACAGACCAUGGUGAGGACUUGGGAUGUGCUUGUGAUGCUUGGCUACCUGUGGCUCAACUCUUGUUUGUGCCAGACCUCUGCUCCUCAAGACGACCAGCUAAAGUUCCGCCUAUCCGGCUACCCACGCAAGCACAAUGAAGGAAGGGUGGAAGUCUUCUAUAGGGGCGAGUGGGGCACUAUCUGUGAUGACGACUUCACUCUCUCUAAUGCACAUGUGUUGUGCCACCAUCUUGGCUUUGUGGAGGCUAUCAGUUGGUCACAUAGUGCCAAAUAUGGAGCAGGCACAGGUAAGAUCUGGCUUGAUAACGUGGUGUGCACAGGCACAGAGAACUCCAUUGAUAAGUGUGUGUCUCGUGGCUGGGGCAACAGUGACUGCACUCAUGAGGAGGAUGCAGGUGUAGUCUGUAAAGACGAGAGGCUGCCUGGGUUUUUGGACUCCAAUGUUAUCGAGAUGCAGGUGGAUGAGAACAGGAUGGAGGAGAUUCGCUUGCGUCCUUUGUCCACUGACGCUGGUGCCCGAUUGCCCAUCACCGAAGGUGUACUAGAGGUGAAGUCUAAAGAGGGUUGGGCUCACAUCUGCAGCUUCGGCUGGACCACCGAAAACUCCCGUGUGGUCUGUGGCAUGAUGGGAUUUCCCUCAGAGAAGACCAUGGGAAAGAAGAGACACAGUCACCCAAGCUUAUACAGGAUUCACUCCGUGGCCUGCACUGGGAAUGAGGCUCACCUCUCUGCCUGCACCAUGGAGUUUAAUAAGAACAUUAGCGCCCCCUGUCCUGGUGGAGGACCUGUUGCAGUCCGCUGCAUGGCUGGGCCCCAGUUCAUUCAAGGUCUUAAGCACAAGAGAAAGCCACCAAUGUCUAAGGUACGUCUGAAGGGUGGUGCCAGGGCUGGCGAAGGCCGGGUGGAAGUGCUUAAGGACUCUGAGUGGGGUACAGUGUGCGAUGACCACUGGAACCUGCAGUCAGCCAGCGUGGUGUGCAGGCAGCUGGGCUUUGGCACUGCUAAAGAGGCUCAGACGGGGGCACGCAUGGGCCAAGGCAUCGGUCCUAUCCAUAUGAAUGAGGUGCGUUGUCAUGGUGAUGAGAAGAGCCUGUGGAAAUGCCCUCACAAGAACAUCACUGCCGAGGACUGCAAACAUAUGGAGGAUGCUUCUGUGAAAUGCAACAUUCCUUAUAUGGGCUUUGACAAAACGAUCCAGCUGACCGGGGGUCGUACACUGUUGGAGGGCCGAGUGGAGCUCCUGGCCCAUAACACCAGUGGUUUAAGGCAGUGGGGGCUGAUCUGUGGGGAUGGCUGGACCUCCCGCGAGGCCAUGGUGGCAUGCAGACAGCUGGGGUUGGGCCAUGCCAGCAGCGCCCUCAGAAUCCGUAUGGUCGGUGGCAGGACAGAUCAUGAAGGCAGAGUGGAGGUUCAGGUUGGGUCCAGAUGGGGCUUUAUGUGCAGUGAUGGUUGGAGCACUAGAGAAGCCAUGGUGUCCUGCAGACAGCUAGGCCUCAGCUAUGCUCUUCAUGCGAUCACCGAAACCUGGUACUGGGACAGCACCAAUGUGACAGAGAUGGUGAUGAGUGGGGUAAAAUGUCAUGGAGAUGAGAUGACACUCACAGACUGUCAGCACCAUCAUGUCGUCAGUUGCAAGAGAACAGAAGCUCAGUUUGCUGCUGGAGUUAUCUGCUCAGACUCGGCGUCAGACCUGGUCCUGAAUGCCCCUCUGGUGGAGCAGAGCGUCUACAUUGAGGACCGCCUCUUACAUUUGCUCUACUGUGCAGCAGAGGAGAACUGCCUCGCCAAAUCUGCUGCCCACGCCAACUGGCCUUAUGGACAGAGACGCCUUCUACGCUUCUCCUCUGAGAUCCACAAUAUUGGCCGGGCUGACUUUCGGCCUCGCCUAGGCCGCCACUCCUGGGUGUGGCAUGAGUGCCACAGGCACUACCACAGCAUGGAUGUCUUCACUCACUAUGACCUGCUGGCUCUCAAUGGCACUAAAGUGGCAGAUGGUCACAAAGCCAGCUUCUGCUUGGAGGACACGGACUGUCAUGAAGGUGUUUCAAAACGAUACGAAUGCGCUAACUUUGGUGAGCAGGGAAUCACAGUUGGCUGCUGGGACACAUACAGGCAUGAUAUUGACUGCCAGUGGAUUGAUAUUAGUGAUGUUAAACCAGGAAACUACAUUCUACAGGUUGUACUAAAUCCCAACUUUGAGGUACCAGAGAGUGACUUCACCAACAAUGCUAUGCGCUGCAACUGCAAAUAUGAUGGAAAUCAGGUCUGGCUGCAUAAAUGUCAUCUAGGUGAUUCAUACAGUGAGGAGGCUGAGAAGCAGUUUGAACUUUAUCCUGGUCAGCUGAAUAAUAAAAUCUUUUAACAGCAACAAUCAGACCAUGGAAAACCUUUAGGCCAUUUUAGGAAAUGUAAAGCUUACUACACUUAAGCACUUAUUUAUUCUUGUUGUAUCUUGUUACUCAUUGUAUUUAGUCCUGAUGUCAAUCUCCAGCUAAAUCAACCCAGAAGACACCACCUAACAAACAGCAACAAAGUAGCCAGUAUCAUGUCUUAAAUCUAUCCUGGCAUGCCAGACUCACUAAAGGUCGAUGGGCAAGGGACUUUAGAAUAGCCCAUUGUCUGUCUGAAUAAACGGAAAAAGCUUAAGGGAAAUACACAAAUGAGCGCUUCCUCAUUCAUGUACCUGCCCAGUUAGAGCUUGUUUUCUCCUGACUGGAAUGCCAGUCUUCCUAUGCUGGAUACAUCAUCUUAAACUUUCAAGAUACGCUUGUAAUGUCAUGUACUUUGUUAUAAUGACUACAUUAUAAUCAUUGAUAUGUGCUUUAAACAUUUUA
Molecule: messenger RNA, 3018 nt
Organism: Electrophorus electricus (electric eel)
Lineage: Eukaryota; Metazoa; Chordata; Actinopteri; Gymnotiformes; Gymnotidae
Gene: loxl3a
Product: lysyl oxidase-like 3a
Biological process (GO): peptidyl-lysine oxidation; collagen fibril organization
Cellular component (GO): membrane
Molecular function (GO): copper ion binding; protein-lysine 6-oxidase activity
Source: RefSeq, a predicted model, not a curated record